Panicum hallii is the source of this 2142-nucleotide messenger RNA. RefSeq names its product putative disease resistance protein RGA4. The transcript has a single exon. The record is from RefSeq and is a predicted model, not a curated record. Gene Ontology annotation, biological process: defense response to other organism. The coding region runs from base 316 to 2142 and encodes 608 amino acids. Gene Ontology annotation, molecular function: ADP binding. Lineage: Eukaryota; Viridiplantae; Streptophyta; Magnoliopsida; Poales; Poaceae.
UCCACUCCCAGCUCACUAGCUCAGGAUCCUCCCCUCAGAUCCUGCUGAGAUUCGCCGCCGGUGAAGGCUGAUUCGAAGCUCAAGACUCAAGAGAGCUUCACGAGGUCUUCUCCGUAAGCCAUAUGUCGUCACCGGCUGGUUUCCCACUUUGUCAUUCGUACUGCCCACCACCCUAAUCAUUUUUUAGCUCCACCACAUAUUCCUGCUCCCAUUUCACCUUCCCGGCUUCCCCUCGUGUUCAUCCAGAUCUGCUUGCCCACUUCGCCUGAAUCAGUGUGCUUAGUUCUGUGCGUUCCCGGAGUAGUGCGCGCAACAAUGGCAGAAGUUUUAACCAGCAUGCUCAUUGCGCCGCUGGUGUCCAUCGUGAAGAACAAGGUGUCCAGCUACCUUCUUGAUGAGUACAAGGUGAUGGAAGGCAUGGAGGAGCAGCGCGAGGUCCUCGAGAGAAAGCUACCGGCCAUCCUACACAUCAUCGAUGACGCAGAGGAGAAGGGUGCACACGAAGAAAGAGUAGGUGCCUGGCUCAAAGCACUCAAGAAGGUGUCCUAUGAAGCAAACGAUGUCUUCGAUGAGUUCAAGUACGAGGCACUCCGACGAGAAGCCAAGAAGAGGGGGCACCAGCCACACCAUAAUAUGCUCGGCAUGGAUGUUGCAAGCCUUUUCCCUGCUUAUAACCCCAUUAUGUUCCGCCGCAGGAUGGGCAAGAAGCUGCGGAAGAUUGUGCAAGACAUUGAGGUCCUGGUCACAGAGAUGAACUCCUUUGGUUUCAGAGACAGGCGACAAGCGCCACCAUCAAUGCCAUUGCGGCAGACGGAUCCAGUCAUGAUUGACUCCGAGAAGGAUAUUGUUAGUAGGUCCAGAAAUGAAGAGAAGAAGAAGAUUGUGAAGAUAUUACUUGAUAAUGCUAACAACGUUGACCUUCUCGUUCUCCCUAUUGUUGGAUUGGGUGGGCUGGGCAAGACAACCUUUAUUCAGCUCGUUUACAGCGACCCUGAAAUAAAGAAGCAUUUUCAGUUCCGGAAGUGGUGUUGUGUGUCAGAUGAUUUUGAUGUGUGUAAUAUUGCAAGAAGCAUCUGCAAUAGCUCAGAGAAAGAUAGUGAAAAGGCAUUGCAAGACCUUCAGAAAGAAUUGAGCGGAAAGAGGUGCCUCCUUGUGUUGGAUGAUGUAUGGAAUCAGGAUGUUAAUAAAUGGGAAAAGCUGAAAACAUGUCUUCAGCAUGCUGGCACAGGUAGUGCAUUACUGACCACAACUCGAGAUGCAAAAGUAGCUCAAAUUAUGUCUGGGGGUAAAGUUCAACCCCAUAAGCUGGAAAAUCUAGAUGAUGCGUUUCUAAAGGAAAUACUCGAGAGAAGGGCAUUCAAUUUGCAGAAGCCAGAAUUUACUAAGAUGGAAGAUAUUGUUAAUGAGAUUGUGAAGAAAUGCCAUGGGGCUCCAUUAGCUGCCAAAGCCACAGGAUCUAUGUUGAGUACCAAAACUAGCAAGGACGAAUGGAUGGUUGUAUUAAAGAAAAGCAGCAUUUGCAAUGAGGAGACUGGAAUUUUACCGAUACUCAAGCUCAGUUAUGACAACUUACCAUUACACAUGAAGCAGUGCUUUGCGUUUUGUGCUGUGUUUCCGAAAGAUUAUGAGAUUGAUGUGGAGAAUUUAAUCCAACUGUGGACGGCUAAUGACUAUGUACCGCGUGAAGAGGAUGUCCCUCUUGAAACAACUGGAAGACGGACUUUCAAUGAGCUAGCUUGGAGGUCAUUCUUUCAGGAUGCGAAACAAACACCAUUAGAAGAUCAAAACUGGAGUCAUUUUCCUUGUAUUAAGACAUGCAAGAUACAUGAUCUUAUGCACGAUAUUGCUUUAUCUGUUUUAGGAGAAGAAUGUGCAACUAUCAACAAUUGGUCCGAUCAAAAGAAGUUGUCAAAACAUAGUCGGCACAUGUUCUCGUCGUAUACUGUGACUGGAAGUCAUCUGAUCGGUUCCCCGACUCUCCAGACAUUGUUGUGUCCACGUCCUGAUUUUGGUGAAACAAAGUGGACGCCACAUAUGCGAAAAUGUAAUUCUCUGCGAGCACUACAACUUCCUCGGUGUUCGAAUUUCAAAAUCAGACCAAGGCACUUACUGUUGGAAAUAAAUUCUGUUAAGAUAUUGUGA